Chelonia mydas (Green sea turtle) is the source of this 5612-nucleotide messenger RNA. It is a transcript of the gene KLC1, whose product is annotated as kinesin light chain 1. The transcript is spliced from 16 exons. Bases 334 to 2247 code for a protein of 637 amino acids. Gene Ontology annotation, cellular component: kinesin complex; membrane-bounded organelle; cytoplasm. The record is from RefSeq and is a predicted model, not a curated record. Gene Ontology annotation, molecular function: kinesin binding. Gene Ontology annotation, biological process: axo-dendritic transport. NCBI's taxonomy places the organism in Eukaryota, Metazoa, Chordata, Testudines, Cheloniidae.
GGUGACGUCAUGGGUUUGGCCGUGGAGCAUUGUGGGUCGGGAGGGGCCGCCAUUUUCGGUAGGGCGGAGCGAGUCGCAGAGGCUGGGAGCCGGGAAGGGGGCGCGCGGCGGCGACUCUCAUUGCCCGCAACUGUCAGCGCCGCUCCCGCGGGCGGGGUCUUGCGGCGGCAGCUGUAGUAGCUCCCAGGGCAGCAGGCGGGCGGGGAGGCCGCAGGGGAUCGUGGUGCCGUCCCGCUCCCCCUGACAUCCCCUCCGAUCCCUUCCCGGGGUGAGCGGCCCCGGCCGCCUCGCCAAGCCCUGCGCGCAUCGCCGCAGCCUGCAGCACCCGAGCGAAUGUAUGACAAUAUGUCCACAAUGGUGUAUCUAAAGGAAGAGAAGUUGGAGAAGCUUACUCAAGAUGAAAUAAUUUCUAAAACUAAGCAGGUGAUUCAGGGACUAGAGGCACUGAAGAAUGAACACAAUUCCAUUUUGCAGAGCUUACUUGAGACAUUGAAAUGUUUGAAGAAAGAUGAUGAAACUAAUCUGGUGGAAGAAAAAUCAAACAUGAUUCGAAAGUCGCUGGAAAUGUUGGAACUUGGACUUAGCGAAGCACAGGUAAUGAUGGCCUUGUCAAAUCACUUAAAUGCAGUGGAAUCAGAGAAGCAGAAAUUGCGUGCUCAGGUUCGCCGGCUAUGCCAGGAGAAUCAGUGGUUGCGUGAUGAACUAGCCAGUACUCAACAGAAAUUACAGAAGAGUGAACAGUCUGUGGCUCAGCUGGAAGAAGAAAAGAAACACUUGGAAUUCAUGAAUCAGUUAAAAAAAUAUGAUGAUGAUAUUUCUCCAUCAGAAGACAAAGACACAGAUUCUACCAAAGAACCUCUGGAUGACCUUUUCCCCAAUGAUGAAGAUGACCCAGGGCAAGGAAUUCAACAGCAGCAUAGCAGUGCUGCAGCAGCUGCUCAACAAGGUGGCUAUGAAAUUCCAGCAAGAUUAAGGACUCUUCAUAAUCUGGUUAUCCAGUAUGCUUCCCAAGGUAGAUAUGAGGUUGCUGUACCCCUGUGUAAACAAGCACUUGAAGAUCUGGAGAAGACUUCAGGUCAUGAUCAUCCGGAUGUUGCCACUAUGCUAAACAUACUUGCUUUGGUGUACAGGGACCAGAACAAAUACAAAGAUGCAGCAAACCUCUUGAAUGAUGCCUUGGCUAUUCGUGAAAAGACUUUGGGCAGAGAUCAUCCAGCGGUGGCAGCUACCCUAAACAAUCUUGCAGUGCUUUAUGGUAAACGAGGAAAGUACAAGGAGGCAGAACCUUUGUGUAAGAGAGCUUUGGAGAUCAGAGAAAAGGUCCUGGGGAAGGAUCACCCAGAUGUUGCCAAACAGUUAAAUAACCUGGCCUUACUGUGUCAGAAUCAGGGUAAAUAUGAAGAGGUGGAGUACUACUAUCAAAGGGCACUUGAGAUCUACCAAACUAAACUAGGACCAGAUGACCCAAAUGUAGCAAAAACAAAGAAUAAUCUGGCAUCCUGCUAUUUGAAACAGGGAAAAUUUAAGCAAGCAGAAACUUUAUACAAAGAGAUUCUUACUCGUGCACAUGAAAGGGAAUUUGGCUCUGUAGAUGAUGAAAAUAAACCCAUCUGGAUGCAUGCUGAGGAGAGAGAAGAAUGCAAAGGAAAGCAAAAAGAUGGCUCGUCCUUUGGAGAGUAUGGUGGUUGGUACAAAGCUUGCAAAGUUGAUAGUCCAACAGUAACAACUACCUUAAAGAACCUUGGAGCACUUUACAAACGUCAAGGCAAGUUUGAAGCUGCUGAAACAUUAGAAGAGGCAGCAAUGAGGUCUCGUAAGCAGGGUCUUGACAAUGUUCACAAACAGAGAGUUGCUGAAGUGCUAAAUGACCCCGAGAGCAUAGAAAAAAGGCGAAGCCGAGAAAGCCUCAAUGUCGAUGUGGUAAAGUACGAAAGUGGCCCUGAUGGAGGCGAGGAAGUGAGUAUGAGCGUAGAAUGGAAUGGGGAUGGCACUGGAUCUUUAAAACGCAGUGGUUCCUUUAGCAAGCUCCGUGCUUCAAUUAGACGCAGCAGUGAGAAGCUGGUUAGAAAGCUGAAGGGAGGAAGUUCACGAGACAGUGAACCAAAGAAUCCUGGCAUGAAGCGUGCCAGUUCUCUGAAUGUUCUUAACAUGGGUGGCAAGGCUACUGAAGAUCACUUUCAAGAACGAAAUAAUUGUCUGACAGACUCAAGAGCUCUGAGUGCCAGUCACACUGAUUUGGCACAUUGAAGUUCUUGGACAGAAACUAGCUAAAAUUUCUUUGUGAAUAAAGAAGCACUGAGACUCUCAAAGCUUUGGUUCCUUAUCAGUCUCUAUAGGAACAUCUAAUUUGUAGACUCUUUUGCAAUGGACUGCUGUUUUUACUUUUCUAAAAUAGUAGUGACAUUUUUAAACAUAGUGUUAAUGGAUAUUUUCUUCUAAAGAGAAAUGAUAUAGAUAUAUAUUGCUCAUUGCACUGCUGUCAUUCAUGCUACGUAUGUUGAUUUCUGUUAACAGAUCUGAAUAUCACAGCAGCUGAAAACUGAAAAAAUAGAAAUGCAUAUAAAACAUACCAAAAUGCAAAGGAGUAUAAAGGGUUCUCUAUAUUGAUAUUUGAAAACAGAUUAAAUGAAAUGUGUAGCAGAAAAUAUAUACAGUGCUUGAAUGAGACAAGUAUCGGUUAUGUGCAUUACUGUAUAAAUUCAAAAUGGGGUAUACUGUAUUGGUGUGACUUUGCCUUGCAUGACUGAGAGUCACAAUUUCAGAUAUCUUGCCUGAAAAGUAGAACUUAAAUUUUGGAUUCCUUAACCAGUAGAUCUAGAAAAUAAAUUUUAUAAUGGAAACACUUAGACUACCUUAACUAUAGGUGGCAUGCUUAUCAAUACCUGUAACUAUGAAAUUUCCUAUCUUAUUUAUUGAUGUAGGUCUUAAGGCCCAGUAAUCAGUGGUGAUCGUACAGUUCAUUUUGAUCAGGGGGAAAUGGCAAACGUUUUGGCCUGUAUUUUUUUUUUUACAGUAGAUGCAUAUUGAAGCUGUGGGGUGCAACUGUCCCAGAGCAGCAGCUGCUGCUUUAAUGCAAAAUAUUAUGCCUCAGGUUGCUGACACUUUUCUGCCUGUCCACUGAAGUUCUUAUCCCUUAGUUCUCUUUAGGCUAAAACUACUCCAUUGUUUCUUCAUGCUUGUUUCAACUCUUGCCUCUCUCCAUAUUAGUUGAUGGCAACAGGAGCAAAUGAAGCAGGUGACUGCAUGCUAGGCUGUUAUACUGUGGAAUAGCUGCUGUGCAGAGGACCUACUUGUGAAACUCUCCACUUAAGUUUAAUAUGUUUAGGGCCCCAUCAGAAGCACUAGAUGCCCUUAUUUGGCAGACAGGUCACAUUUUUGAUCAGCCAUCCUUUUUUAAUCUAUAUACAAUUAAUAGAUAUGCUGUCUGUAUUCAGGCCUGCUGCUGAGACUAAGUAUGUAAAGUUUAAGUAUCUUGUGAACACUAACAUUUUCAGUUUGUUUUUUCUGUAAAAUAUGUGAUUUUUAAAACACCACACUUCGAAUUUUGCAGACAGGUGAAAACUGUUAUUUACAUGCAAGUGGAAGGAGAAAGUAAAAAUGUGCAUGUGUUUGUGAAUAUAGAGAAGUAACUGAAAUAUACAGAACAAAAAGAUAACUAUGGGACAAGCUGGAAUACUAAUCCAAGACUAACACACAUUGAGGUAAGACAGAGGAAGGUAAACAAUAAGUUUUGGUAUUUGAUCAGGCUGUGAAGAACUCACUAGACCGAAUACUUUUAUAACUGCUUGACCAACUUGCAUCUGGUUUUAAAGCUUAUUUUAAUGACUGAUGCAACAAGUUAUAUGUGUAAUGCACUUAUGUUUACUAUGAGGUACUUCAUUAGCAUCUCUGUAAAGAAGAAAAUUGUAUAUAUGGUAUACUUGCCAUAAAAACAGUCCAGAAAUGGAAACAAGAUGCUGCUAAUGUGUAGUGGUUUUAGUGCAGACUAGUGCAAUUCAUUGAUGAACUUGAGAACAAAUUGUUGCUCAGUUAUUUUAUAGAUGUAGACAUAAUGUGGGCUCGAAUUUUAAUUUUUUUUUAGAGAUCUUAUAUUAUUUUAGUAAAACAUCACAUAUAUGUUUGGUGGAUUCAUAGUUCUCUGCACAAAGUUUGAAGUAAACUAGCUUUGCCCGUGGAACUAAACAGCAGUUGCUGGGUGGGUAAGAAGAUGGUAUCCAUUGCUAACUGGUGGGCAGGCCACAGGGCUACCACAACUGCUUUGUGUCAGCUGUCCCUUUUGCAAUGACUACGAAGGAUUUCUAGUGCAAAGGCCUGCCCUACAAGUUAGCCUUUGCUGGUAUAGGAGGAGAUAUCACAGUAAUAGUGGCCCAGAGGACUUUUUACAGGCCCUUUACAUCCAAGGUGACUUUCACCAAUGUGAAGAGCACCUAUAAAGGUCUGACUUUGUAGAAAGGUAGCUAUUCUAACCCAAAGAUGACUUUGAGAUUAGAUAUUUGGUGCAAUCUAAGAACUUGUUUCCAAGCCUUUAUCUUUCAAAUUUGAAUUAAUGUUUUUGCAGCCUCUCAAAGAACUGGAACUUGUUGUGUAAAUAGAAAUCUGUUUAAAUAUUUAAAACUUAAUUCAGACCUGCUUAACUAUACAUUUUAUUAAAUGGUCUUUAAAAUUCAAGACUAGAGUAUGUCAGACGCUGGUGUUAGUGGAAUCUCAACUUUAGGUUUUUAAAUAGCUCAAUAAAAUAUUGUAGGUGGUACUAUUAGUACUGUGCUUACAGAUGUGACUUGCGUGCUUUAUGUUAUUUAAAGGAAUCCUGUCAAGGAAUGAUAAGGUUAAAAUGUUGACCUACUUUUCUAUCCCACACCGCCUUCCCAUACAAAACCACUCUUUUAACAACUUGCAAAAUCUAUGUACUUUUUCUGUGGAUUUUGGUAUCAAACUUCCUUCUGUUUAAAUGAUCCAAAAAAUUACUUUGCCAGUGUAUGUAUCUGUUUGUUUUUAAGUGGACUUCUGAGUUUACUUUUAAAUAAUCGUUGACACUUCCUUUUUAAUUUUUUUGCUAGACUCUGUCAUGUUGUGCACCAGUUGCUAUCAGGACUGUCACUAUUUGUUUUUGAUUGAAGAUCUAAUUAAAUAUUAUGGUAAAAUUUAGCAGUGAUUCAUAAGCUCCCUUUGUAGAUGGGUGACUGAACUAGCAGUUUACUGUUUGUAAACAAUGUCCCCAGUGGUAGCAAGGUAUUUAAAACAAACUAUGGAUGAACUACGUUUGACAUUUAUUUUCAUGCUCUUGUAUUUUGUUAAGGAUGAGUGGUAAUAAUUCAAAAAGGUUUAAGCUUGAAGUAUCCGUGGUUCAUCUGUACAGUUAAAGGAUUCCAUUGACUUAGAAAACAAAAGAGAAAACCAAGCAUGGUUGUGUUAUGUAUGUACCGUUAAAAUGGGGUGUGCAUGCAGUGCUUCAUCUAAUGUAUGUUUACAAUAUUUGAUAGGUUCAAGUGUACAAUUUAGUUUUUGUCAAGUUAGGUCACUUACUUUGUCUGAAAGCUGCUAAGUGUAUGUAUUGCAUUUUAGUAAUCAAAGUGUCUGCCUAUAUCAAAAGAAUAAAUAUUGGAAGGAAAGCA